This is a messenger RNA of Leptosia nina, 750 nucleotides long. Lineage: Eukaryota; Metazoa; Arthropoda; Insecta; Lepidoptera; Pieridae. The record is from the annotation of a GenBank genome assembly.
AUGUCUGCUCGUUACGAUAGAGCUAUAACAGUCUUUUCCCCAGAUGGUCAUUUGUUGCAAGUAGAGUACGCACAAGAAGCGGUACGAAAAGGAUCUACUGCGGUCGGAGUUAGAGGUAAAGACGUGGUCGUCUUAGGAGUAGAAAAGAAAUCUGUUGCAAAACUUCAAGAAGAGAGAACAGUUAGAAAGAUAUGUCUAUUAGAUGAUCAUGUGGUUAUGGCUUUUGCCGGUUUGACGGCGGACGCACGGAUUCUUAUUAAUCGAGCUCAAAUCGAAUGUCAAUCACAUAAGUUAACAGUAGAAGAUCCAGUUACCCUGGAAUACAUCACUAGAUACAUAGCAGGGCUCAAGCAAAAGUACACGCAAAGUAAUGGCCGUCGUCCUUUCGGAAUUUCUUGCCUAAUUGGUGGAUUUGAUUAUGAUGGAUUCCCUAGAUUGUUCCAAACUGAACCAUCAGGAAUAUAUUAUGAAUGGAAAGCUAAUGCAACUGGUAGAUCUGCAAAAACUGUCAGAGAAUUCUUAGAAAAGAAUUAUACAGCUGACGAAGUCUCCACUGAAAAUGGUGCAGUUAAGCUUGCCAUCAGAGCUUUGUUAGAAGUUGUGCAGUCUGGACAAAAAAACCUUGAAAUAGCUGUCAUGAGACGUAACCAACCUAUGCAAAUGUUAGACUUGGACACUAUUAACUCAUAUGUCACAGUGAUUGAAAAAGAAAAAGAGGAAGAAGCUGAGAAGAAAAAACAGAAGAAGUAA